CUCGAGCUCCGGCGCCAGCACGAGCUCCGCGUCGAAAACGCGCGCAUCGCAGAGUAUUGGCCGGUCGCCCCGCGCGCCACGUGGCGGCCCCGGGACCCGCGGGAGAUCGCCGACGCCUUCAAGACGACGGCGGCGGGGACGGACGCGGCGCGGCAUUCGUACCACCUCGACCGCGAGCUCGCGCGCGCGCGCGAUGACCACGAGCAGCUACUCCGGGUCUCCGACUACGAGCAGCUGCUCCGAAGACGCGUGGCGCUCGUCUAUUGGGCCGUUUGCUUAGUCGCGCGCGUCGCGGAGAGCGCGGGCCUCAUCGCCACCGGCGCCGGCGGCGCCGCGGGUCAGAUCUGGACGGCGCUGGUCGUCGUGGCGUCGACCGCGUGUUUUUUUGCGUCGCCGGCGUCCCAAGCGGCGUGCCUGCGGAACGCGCACUACCUCGUGGCCUGCUUUACGUUCGGGAACCACGCGCUCCGCGCGCUCCGUCUCACGCAGCUCUCCGACGACGAGCGCGCACACGAGCUCUCGCGCGCGCGAGCGAGCGCGUGCCACCCGCUCUACUACGUGCUCGUCGCCUUCCAGGGCAUCUGCCAUUCGUUCAUCACCGGGGGCCAAUUCAAAUUGUUCCAGUACGGUUUCGCCGUCGUUAACGUCGGUCUCAGCCUCGCGGUGAUUCGAGGCGCAGGGGCGGACGCGAGCGAUUUCCUUACGCCGCUGGUCGGGUGGGUGCUCACGGUUCUCCUCGCGGACGGCUGCUUCUUCGUCCUGAUGCGACCGCUCUGGCUCGAGUCGCAGCGCGCCGCGGACCGCCAGCUCGAGAUCCGCGUCGAGGAGCUGACAAGCGAGAAGGAGCGCAUCGUCGCCGCGGGGCGGGGGCCAGUCGCCCCGCGAGCGACGCGGGAGCUCGAGUCGCGCGCGCGGGAGCUGGCCGACGCCCUCGAGACGGCGGCGGCGGGGACCGACGCGCCCGGCGACGACGCCCGCGUGGCGGACCUCGGCCGCGAGCCGACGCGCUCGCGGGACGACGACGAGCGGCCGCUCCGCCCCCCCGACUUUGAGCGGCCGCUCCGAAGCCGGGCGGCGCUCCUCUUGUGGGCGGUCGUGGUCUUCGCGCGCGUCGCGGAGAGCGCGAAGUUCACCUUCACCGGCACCGGCGGCGUCUUAGGCCUGGUCUGGACGGCGUUUCUCGUCGUCGCGUCGACCGCGGCUCUUACGGCGUCGCCGGCCGUCCAGGCGGCGUGCCUGCGGAACGCGCACUACCUCGCGGCCGGCUACACGGUCGGGCGCCACGGGGUCCGCGCCUUGCACCUCGCGCAGCUGUCCGCCGACGAGCGCGCGCGCGAGGUCCUCCGCGCGAGCGAAACCUACGAUCACCCGCUCAACGUCGCGAUUGUCGCCGUCCAGGGCAUCUGCCUCGCGCUCAUCACCGUCGGCCAUCUCAGAUUCAAGGGCCUCUACGUCCUCGUGAACGUCGGCCUCUACGUCUCGGUGAUCCGCUUCUCCGGCGCGGACGUCGGCGAGUUCCUGGCACCUUUGUUC
Messenger RNA from Aureococcus anophagefferens, 1533 nucleotides. RefSeq lists its product as hypothetical. The transcript has a single exon. The record is from RefSeq and is a predicted model, not a curated record. NCBI's taxonomy places the organism in Eukaryota, Pelagophyceae, Pelagomonadales, Pelagomonadaceae. The annotation marks the transcript as partial.